Bombina bombina (fire-bellied toad) is the source of this 2200-nucleotide messenger RNA. RefSeq names its product zinc finger CCCH-type containing 12D (gene ZC3H12D). Gene Ontology annotation, biological process: 3'-UTR-mediated mRNA destabilization; nuclear-transcribed mRNA catabolic process, RNase MRP-dependent. Gene Ontology annotation, molecular function: mRNA binding; RNA endonuclease activity; metal ion binding. The record is from RefSeq and is a predicted model, not a curated record. The coding region runs from base 208 to 2037 and encodes 609 amino acids. The transcript has 5 exons. Gene Ontology annotation, cellular component: nucleus; cytoplasmic ribonucleoprotein granule. NCBI's taxonomy places the organism in Eukaryota, Metazoa, Chordata, Amphibia, Anura, Bombinatoridae.
CUGGCUUACGAUGGAACACAUUUAUUUCAAUCUUAAUUUAGUUUUUUGAAAAAUCUCAGGAUGUUAUUUCAAACUUUGGAAUGCUUGAAAUUUUACUAAAACAGCAAAACUGCUCAUAUUUUAUAACAACAAGUGAUAGUCUAUCUCUUCCACAGAAACAAUUGCAAAGGAGAGUUUUAAUUCGAUUGGUACAUCCAAAUUGACAAAAUGGAAGACCAGUAUAACAAAAUUGUCUUUUUUCAAAAACUUGGCUAUAAGGAGCUGGACAUUAGAAAAGUUUUGGAGAAAUUUGGAGAAAAAGCACUGGAUAAUGACAUUUUACAAGAACUUAUACUUACUGGAGAGAGACCGUAUAUAGAGAAUGUAUCAUCCGACCACUGCACUUCUGUAAGGCUUGUGGCACGUGGGUGCAGUGGAACUAGCAAUACCAAAAUGAUUCAUCUGGCAGAAGAGGAAAGCAGUGGUCCGACCUGCAACUUGCGAGCGAUUGUCAUAGAUGGCAGCAAUGUUGCAAUGAGUCAUGGACACAAGGAGCACUUUUCUUGUCGAGGUAUUCAGCUUGCGGUAGAAUGGUUUGAACAGAGAGGACAUGACUACAUUAAGGUUUUUGUUCCUUCAUGGAGGAAGGAAAAUCGAAAAGAUGCAGCCAUAACAGAUCAACAUAUUCUGGAAGACUUGGAGAAAAGAGCCAUUUUAGUUUACACCCCAUCUCGAACCACAAAUGGCAAAAGAAUUGUUUGCUAUGAUGACCGUUACAUUGUUAAGUUGGCCUAUGAAAUGGAUGGCAUUAUUGUAUCCAAUGAUAACUAUCGUGACUUACAGAGUGAAAAUGCAGAGUGGAAGAAGUUAAUUGAGGAAAGGCUGCUUAUGUACUCUUUUGUAAAUGACAGAUUUAUGCCUCCAGAUGACCCAUUAGGGCGUCAAGGUCCAUCUCUGUAUAAUUUUCUACGGAAAACACCUUCUCCGUUUCAUUCAGACAAAAGGCUUUGUCCAUAUGGGAAGAAAUGCACUUAUGGAAUGAAGUGCAAAUUUUACCACCCAGAAAGGCUAAAUGAUCCACAUCUGUCGGUUGCUGAUGAACUUAGAGCUAAAACAAACCAAGUUUCCACACAAUCAGGAGUAGAUAAGUUGUUAAAGAAGGGUCUUCAUGACACAUGUUAUGCCGCAUGCUCGGAGCCAAAUGUUUGGAAGAGGCCAGAGCAGCUUCAGAGAAUGAGAAUUCCAUCUCCGGGUUUCCAGAUGAAUCAGAUGAAAUUUCCUGAACAAAAGAGACAGCUGGGACAUGAUAUGUAUGAAAGGAACAACUGUAGCUACCAACAUGGAGUGGUUGGCCACAACCUCCCAAUGCAAAAUCAUACAAAAUGCAGAGAUUUAGAGGCAAUUGAAAAUUCCUUCUCAGGUAUGUAUGUUACAACAAAACCUUAUCUGCACGAAGCCUCUGAGCAACUUAAGGGCAGAAUGGCACAAGUACCAUGCAUAUGUGAUCAAUCUAGGAAUAAUCACACAUCAAUUUCCAUACCUCAUACACAUAGCUUGGAUUGUGUCUGCAUGAAGCAAUGUUGCCUACAAAGAACUUUCAUGUCAGACAGCUCUUCACACAACAUGUAUCAGCACAAAACAAUGGAGCAUUGCUGCUCUUUAAAUCAAUCUCAGGUACCACAGAAUAUUUUAUUUCCAAAUUCAAGCAAAUUUGGCAUGGUCAUCCAGAGUCCAGUAACACCCACCAUGUUGUACCAACAUGAUAAAGAAUAUAUUUAUAGUCAGCAAGUAGAAAAGUGGCUCAAUCUUGGCCGCCUUCCUUAUCAACAACCUUGUCACAUAAUGAAAAAUGGCUGUUACCCUCUAAGCUUGGAAAAUGGUAGGAACCACUCUAAGGAUGUACAAUACAAAAUUCGAAAAGAAAUUCACACUGCAUUAUGCGGUAUUUUCUCUGUUGAUGAGGUAAAUAAUGCUAUGACUCUCUUACCCACCACUACUGACACCAGACUCAUAAUUGAACAGAUUCAGAGAUCUAGAAGUUCACAGGCAUUGGGUUGAACUAAAAAAAAAAUGAAAGGAAAACACAAAGAAUAUGAUUGUGCUCACAACCACCAAUUAUUUGGCAGUUAUUUACUGCAUAAUAUUGGGCAACCACAUAUUGAAUUAAAAAUUCUGAUAUUCAUGAUUAUUCCAAAUAAAUCUUGGAUGUCAUACCAUGAAU